CCGGUCGAUUCACUCGGCCGGGCGCCGCGGAUCCCGGGCGCGGAAUCCCUGAACUGUGAGUAAGAAACUUCGCGAGCGAGUUCGUCUUUCGGAACCCGUCGAACACAAUGGCGGGGAACUUGUGUGUGUGAGCGAGGGCGGUGCGCUGGUAGUACUGGUGCCGCAGUGAAAGAAGCCGAAGAGCUGCGGAGACAACCACCUCUCAAGAGUGGAGAGGGACGUUGUGCGAGAGAAACCACCCGGGUGUACGUCCCAGAGCGGACCCGGGAGGGGUUUUCCGGGCCUGCGACGUCAGCGCUGCAACGCUGUCCCCGCCGUGACGCUCCGUGGGGAGGGAUCCUGCCCAACUCCGCGUCCAGCGCUCGCGCCGACUUGACCUAUUCGCCGGGAGACAGGGGAGGCGGGGCUUGCGAUGUCUGGACCUGUCAUUUACUCCAUCCUUUAUAGUGAUGCUACAGAACAGAAAGGAAUGGAUAAAAAUAUUGGCGAGCAACUCAAUAAAGCUUAUGAAGCCUUUCGACAGGCAUGUAUGGAUAGAGAUUCUGCAGUAAAAGAGCUACAGCAAAAGACUGAGAACUAUGAGCAGAGAAUACGUGAGCAACAGGAACAGCUGUCACUUCAACAAACUAUUAUUGACAAGCUGAAAUCACAGUUACUUCUUGUGAAUUCCAGUCAAGAUAACAGUUUUGGCUAUGUUCCUCUGCUUGAAGACAGUGAAGCAAGAAAGAAUAAUUUGACUCUUGAUCAGCCACAUGAUAAAGUAAAAUCAGGAAUACCAAGAGAAAAAGAAUUAAAGGUAAGAAGACAAGAGGUUUCUUCUCCUAGAAAAGAAACUUCACCAAGGAGUCUUGGCAUUCCUUUAUUCCAUGAAAGGGCUUAUAUAGAGAAGACUUUCCAGGAUCUAAAAGAAGAAUUUCACAGAAUAUGCAUGCUAGCAAAAGCACAAAAAGACCACUUAAGCAAACUUAAUGUACCAGCCACUGCAACUGAAACACAGUGCUCUCUUCCUGUACAGUGUACGGAUACAACAGAUAAACAAGAAGAGCUGUUUAAGCCUCAGGCUAAAGAUGAUGUAAAUAGAGGUGCACCAUGCAUCACAUCUGUCACACCGAGAGGACUGGCCCGAGAUGAGGAAGAUACCUCUUUCGAAUCACUUUCUAAAUUCAAUGUCAAGUUUCCACCUAUGGACAAUGACUCUACUUUCUUACAUAGCACUCCAGAAAGACCCAACAUCCUUGGUCCUGCCACAUCUGAGGCAGUGUGCCAGGAUAAAUUUAAUAUGGAGUUCAGAGACAACCCGGGAAACUUUGUUAAAACAGAAGAAACUUUAUUUGAAAUUCAGGGAAUUGACCCCAUAGCAUCAGCUAUACAAAACCUUAAAACAACUGACAAAACAAAACCCUCCAAUCUUGUAAACACUUGUAUCAGGACAACUCUGGAUAGAGCUACGUGUUUACCACCUGGAAACCAUAAUGCAUUAUAUGUAAAUACAUUACCACUUCAGGAACCAUCCGAUGCACCUUUUCCUUCACUUGAUUCCCCGGGAAAAGCUAUCCGAGGACCACAGCAGCCCGUUUGGAAGCCCUUUCCUAAUCAAGACAGUGAUAUAUCAUCGGUACUAAGUGGCACAGGCUCAGAACUGCAUAUACCUCGAGUAUGUGAAUUCUGUCAAGCAGUUUUCCCACCAUCCAUUACAUCCAGGGGGGAUUUCCUCCGGCAUCUUAAUUCACACUUUAAUGGGGAGACUUAAGAUGCAUUUGAAAACAGCUCCGUGUAAUGAUUCUAUGUGAUCAUCAGGUUCUAUGUGAUGAUCUUGGGUUUGUAAUACUAUAAAUACUUGAUUGAAAACUUAGUUCAAGAUCGUUCAUUGAAAAAUAGCUAUGUCACAGCUAUUUGAAUUUUUUCCUAAACUUAUAUUGUAACUUUCUUUUAUUAACUUUUAUGGAUCAUUCUGUAUAAAACUGUAAUUCAUUGCAUUCAUGUUUACAGUGUUUAUUACCUUAAUUUAUGUUUGUUUCAAAUGUCUAAGCUUAUUGCUUGGAUUUCUAGUUAAAUUUAUUAAAUUUGGUGAUGUCAAA
This is a messenger RNA of Panthera uncia (snow leopard), 2078 nucleotides long. RefSeq names its product TRAF family member associated NFKB activator (gene TANK). The record is from RefSeq and is a predicted model, not a curated record. Bases 413 to 1750 code for a protein of 445 amino acids. Gene Ontology annotation, biological process: canonical NF-kappaB signal transduction. Lineage: Eukaryota; Metazoa; Chordata; Mammalia; Carnivora; Felidae. The transcript has 8 exons.